Messenger RNA from Corvus hawaiiensis (hawaiian crow), 1569 nucleotides. It is a transcript of the gene CENATAC, whose product is annotated as centrosomal AT-AC splicing factor. NCBI's taxonomy places the organism in Eukaryota, Metazoa, Chordata, Aves, Passeriformes, Corvidae. The transcript is spliced from 9 exons. Bases 31 to 1014 code for a protein of 327 amino acids. The record is from RefSeq and is a predicted model, not a curated record.
CCCGCGCCUGCGCUCCGCGGCGCGGGCGCCAUGGCCGUGCACUACUGCGGGCUGUGCCGCCGCAGCGCCUUCACCGGCCGCCGGCACCUCUACAGCGCGGGGCAUCGCCGGCGGCUGCGGGAGACGCUGGCUCGGCUGCAGGAGGCGACGGCGGCGGCGCGGGCGGCUGUGGCCGAUGUGGCCGCGGCCGUGCAGCGCUACGACCCAGCGGAGCACGAUGGGCGCGUGUGGUGCCCGUGCUGCGGGCGCGGCGUGCGGAGGGACAGGCGGUGCGGCGGGCGGGCACUGCUGCAAGCCGGGCUGCUGCGGCACUUGGCCGGGCCCGAGCACCGCCGGCAGACGGCGCGGUUCUGGCGGGAGAACCGGGCGGAGGCGGCGCUGCGGGAGCGGUGCCUGGUGCCGGCCGAGGAGUACGAGCGCUUCGCGCAGGCUCUAGAGCAGGCGCUGAGCGAGCACCAGCGGCGGGAGGAGGAACGCAUCCUCCAGAUGGCGGCCGACAUCCGGGAGACCGAGCGCCGGCAGCGAGAGACGGUGCAGGCUGCGCUCCAGCUUCAAACAGAACCAGAGCUUUGUGCAGGACCUUCUGUCUGCAGGCCCCCCGCGGGACCUGAACGGGACAGCCCUUGUGCUGCAGAACAGCCUGGCCCGAGCAGAAUGCAGACAGGACCUGAUUUAGCCUGGAUGGAAUCAAGCCAGGUUCUGACCUUCAUUGGCCACCAGGAAACAGAAGGAAAAGGAAAUGUCCACACAGGAGCAAAACCUCCAUGGCUAUCAGAGGAAGAAGAUGGAAGUAAACAACAAAUCGGACCUUCCUAUGAGGAAUUUCUCAAACACAAGGAGAAGCAGAAGCUGAAAAAGCUCCCGGUGGAGCGAGUUGGUGCCAACUUUGACCAUACCUCUCAGACAAGUGACAGCUGGCUCCCUUCCUUUGGGCGUGUAUGGAAUCACGGCAGGAGGUGGCAGUCCCGGCAUCAGUUUAGAACUGAAUCAGGGGAAAAGAAGAAAAAAAGGUGAUCAGAUGAGGAACACCAGACACCCAGUGCUGCUGUGGAAAGGCUGACUGUAGGUAGCUGCAGUUUUGUUGCUGACUGCCCUGUAAGGACACAGUGUCCAUCUCAGCAUCACGUCUAAAGCCACACAAAGUCAGGUCCUGCCAGCAAGGACAGGCUCCUGUGGAUGCCCUAUCUUCACUACCAGAAAGCCUACUCUAUACAGCAAGUGAUGCCAGUGGCCUAUGCUGACGUGGAACAUCCCAUUAAAGAAAGAAUUUUCAGAGAAAUAAACUUUUUUUUUUUUAAAAUGCUUCUGUGUUUGUAAACCAACUGAAACUCAUUUCAAAUGCAGGGCCCACCCUGCAGGCAACCAAUGCCAGGUGCCUGAUAUUUUCAUUCAAAUUUGUAUUGCUUUCCUUCAUUCUAACAUUCAUCCUUUACAUGGGCUAAUAUCACUGGCUGCUGUAGGUGAUGCAAAGUUUCUUCCCUUUUAGCAAUGCAUUUCUAACACUAAUAAAAGGCAAAAACCAGCUGGUAGAGGACAACAGCCAUGACCUCUACUAGAAUUCGCUAUCAA